Molecule: messenger RNA, 2533 nt
Organism: Aegilops tauschii subsp. strangulata
Lineage: Eukaryota; Viridiplantae; Streptophyta; Magnoliopsida; Poales; Poaceae
Product: nuclear transcription factor Y subunit C-4-like
Biological process (GO): regulation of transcription by RNA polymerase II
Cellular component (GO): nucleus
Molecular function (GO): DNA-binding transcription factor activity, RNA polymerase II-specific; protein heterodimerization activity; RNA polymerase II cis-regulatory region sequence-specific DNA binding
Source: RefSeq, a predicted model, not a curated record
AGACAGAUCGGGAGAAUCUGGCAGGGAGCGCCUCCCACGCGCGCUCUCGUCACACACCAUGCUCUCCGCAGCUGCCUCGCCGCCGCCUACUCCCCCCUUGCUGGCACCCCUUCCGCCGCGACAAGCGCCGCAGCAGCCAGCCGCUUCUCUCGCACAGCAUCCUCCUCGCCGCUCUGCUGUCUGCUCUAGCCCCGUGACCUCCCGGCCGCGCGUAGGCUGUUCGAUGGAAUGCCUCACAGGGGCACCGUAGCUGGAAGUGCCUGUCCGUUACCGCUCUGCCCGGCAGAACGCAGUAGUUUGCGACAGAACGUGUAUACGUAUCAACGUGUCGGCCUCUUCAAAUGUGCGGUGCACGUCUUUUGGGGUAUGAAUGAGCAGGACAUCGUUUCGGUGAACUCUGUCACGUCAGUGUACAAAGAUGAUAGCCAGAGCGAUGCAGUGUUCGAGUGUUUCCCGUUGGUUAGAAGCCAUGGGUUUUUGGUCGACAAGUGCAGUGUGUCAACGGUGCUUACCAUGUGCACAUAUAUCAAGGAUUUGGCUAAGGGUUACCAGCUCUUGGCCCUUUGCAUUAAAACAUGACUCCUGUCAUCUAUAGUGCUGUUUUCAGCAUGUUGUCCAUGUCUGUCAGAUUGCUUGAUGCCAUCAUGUUUUUCGAGGGAUUAACCAACAAAGUGGGACUCAGAAACAUGUAAUGCGAUGAUAUUGUAUAUACCAGAAGUGGUUUAAUGGAGCAAGCUCUGGGCCUCUUUGGGAUGGCUCUGUGAAAUGCUGUUCUUCCAACUGAGUUCACUUUUACAAGUGUGCUGAGAUGGAGCUUCUGUUUUGGUCUGAUGGAGCAGGGCACACAAAUCCAUGGGCUGGUAUAUAAACGUGGGUUUGAGGAUGAUAUAAUUGUCGCCAUUGUUCUCAUUGACAUGUAUUGUAAGUUAGGUUCCUUGAAGCAUGUCAGGAAACUCUUCAAUGGUGUCUGUGCCAAGGAUUUGCUGCUAUGGAAUACAAUGGUUGUUGGUAUAUCGCAGAAUGGGAAAGGCAGGGAAGCUAUUCCAAUUACCGAGGCUGAGGCCUCCUACUAAGUAGGAGCAUUUUGCAAAGUCAAAAUUCGAAAGGUGAACCUGUUCCUUUUGCUGGCUUUAUGAGUGCCUUUUAUUGUAAGUGUAUGAACUUGAAUCUUUCUGUACCAGAAACAUACUUGCAGGGAUUAUUAACGCAAGAAGAACAAGCGUGAAUGGGAUGAGCAAACUUCUUCGUGGAAGCGGACUUAUGGCUAUGAUCGUGUUAAUGACGAUAGAGACAAUCCGAUCAUUGAAGCCAGAAUCACAGAUGAGCCUGGUGUUGAUCCUUUUGCUCAAUAGAGGGAGGAGAAGAAGAACAGGUUGAUUAUCAAGAAAAGAACAUACUUUAGAAUUUAAAGAACGCUGCAAAAGUUAGUGCUCUGCCAAGUGCCGGAAAGACCAUUGAUUUUCGGGCAAGCAAGAUCAAGCAGUGCACAUGGUACCGACUUCGCAACCUCAGCCUGCAAUGGGUGAUGUCACCCCUGCCGGUUCACAGCCAACACAACCAUUCCCUGGCAAUCCAGCUCAGCUCAGUGCUCAGGAGCAGCUUAUGUACGAGCAGUCGCAGGAGUAUCAGCUGCAGCUCCAGCAGCAGUGCCAGAGGCAGCUCCAGCAGUUCUGGGCCGAGCAGCGGUCAGAGAUCGAGCAGGCCACCGACAUCAAGAACCACCCCCUGCCACCCACCAGGAUAAGGAAGAUCAUGAAGGCCGACGAGGACGUCCGCAUGAUCUCGGCAGAAGCUCCGGCGCUCUUCGCGAAAGCAUGCGAGAUGUUCACACUGGAGAUGACGAUGAGGUCAUGGAUGGUCGCCAAGGAGGACAAGCGCCGGAUCCUGCAGAGGAGUGACAUCGCUGCUGCUGUGGCUAGGACUGGCAUUUAUGAUUUCUUGCUGGAUUUAUUUACCAGCGAAGAGACGAAGCAGGGCUUCUUGCUUCCUAGGGCCGGGCAGGGGCAGCAGCCCAUGGGGGCUCAAGCUGGUGCAUACCCGUACUACUAUGCGCCGGAGCAGCAGGUGGCAGGUGCGUCUAUGGUGUAUGGUGGCCCGUCGACUUAUGUGUGGCAAGAGCCUCAGGUGCAAGAGCAGGGCCAUCCGUCCAGCACCUACGUGUGGCAAGAGCCUCCGCAACAGCAGGAGGGGCCCUGAAGCUAUCACCGGAUUCAGAGCCCUCGUUUCAGCCUGGACAUUUCCAAAAAACUUUGGGUUUCGCGUUAGCUUUCAUAUGAUCGUUAUUCGUCGUUUCAAACAGGUCGAAGUUUGGUUGCUGUUGUCAUGGUGUCGUAUGAGAGGUACUAUGAAUUUGUGAUUCGAGACUAAUUGGUCGAAUUUUACCAUUCCAAACCCAAAAGUUUGCCUCCGGUGUAUGCCUUGUUUUUAUUUCUAUGUAUUUGUGAUAUGUUUGCGUGUGGCAGUACCAUGAAUUUGUGAUUUGAGACUAAUUGGUCAAACUUUACCGUUCCAAACCCAAAAGUUGGCCUCUGGU